UAUGACAGAUUAAAUUCUUCUAUUCGAUGAAAAUGAUGAUGAUUUAGUAGCUGAUUAUGGAUUUGAAUCUUAAUAAAUGGAAGAAAAGAAUACAUUCUAACUUAAGCCAUUCUAAAUUGCAAAUUUCCCUCUUGAUUAGAAUCUUAUCUAAUUUGCAAUUAAUGACCAUUGUAUAGUUUUUACAACAGAUAAAAAAAAAAUAUAUAGAUGGAAAUUUGUAAAUGAAGAUGGAUGUGUAGAAUUACCAAUCAAAACAUAAUUCGAAGGAGAUUUUUCAGAUUAGAUUAUGAAAUUAAGUGGAUAAGUAGGUAAAUAAAUUGGAGGUGCUGUUCUCAAUACAGUAUCUAAAGUAACUAAACCACUCUUUAAUGCAUCAAUGAAAAGGUCAAGAAGAGGAGAUUCUGAAGAAGGAAAAUUAGAUCGCAUAUUCUUAGAACCAAAAGGCAAUCAUAUUAUUAUUGCCUCAAAUAAAGGUGAUGUUUAUCAUGCUUGUCGAGAUGAAAAUGAAGUUCGUCUUUUAGAAGGUAUAGACAAUUAUAGUAUUCGUUUUUUAUUAUGGGGUGAUGUAUAGUUAUAUUCAUUCUAAAAUUCUAUUGUUGUAGCUUCAAACAAUAAAAUCUAUUCAUAUUCUCUUAAUUUUAAUAGUGAUAAACUUAUGCAUUCAGAAAUCUUGGGCAAAAGCAUCUUAUAAAUACCAGAAAUUGAAAAAAUAGUUGAUGUAAAAAAAGUAGUAAAAAAUACAAUUUAUAUGAUUAUAAUACUUACAGAUAAACAUAUCUAUAUAUUGAAUGGUACUAAAGAUCUUAAUAAACUAUUUUUAAAAUAUUAAGAAGCUUCUGAUUUAUUUCUAAAAUCUAGAAUUUCUCUUAAAGAAAAAUCUUAUACUCCAAAAAUAUUUAUUUAAUAAUCUUCCAUUUUGUGGACUAAUGGAAAUAAUAUUCUACUCUCUAAUUUUACAGCUCAAAUAGAAAAUUAAACUUUCUAAAAUGCUAAAAAAUUAAAAAAUUUUAAACGAACUUCAAAUGAAGAGGUUAAAUUGGAAUAAUUAUAUGGAAUAGGACUUACAAAAUAUCAUUACUAUCUUUUAACAUUUGAUGCUUUAACUAUUAUAAAUCUUCUAUCUAUGACAGUUGUUGCAUUUUUUGAAAUUAAUAUAAAUUCCUCAGGAAAAGCGAUAGGAAUGUUAUAUGAUUAGGGCACUGAUUGUUUUUGGAUUUGGUGUACAAAUGAAAUUUUUAGAAUCAGUGUUGAAUUCGAAGAUAAAGAUGCUUGGGAAUAAUUAUUAGAACUCAAAUCUUUUGAAGAAGCUUUAGAAGUUAACUAAAAAUAUAAUUCUCCAUUUUAUGGUUAGGUAUUAUAUAUAUUUUAUAUCUUAAGAUUUCUGGAAAGUAUGCAGAUAUCCUCUUUAAUUAAGCUUUAUAAUUAGAUCCAUACAAAACUCCAAAUAAUGAAACUAUUUAGAAUGGAAUUUCAGAAAAUACUUUUAUGAGAAAUAGACACAACAAAGGAACUAUUAAAGAUGGUUUCUUUGAUGAUAAAGAGGAAAAAAUUUUAAUUUCAACUGAAAUUGUUGAAAUGAAAUAAGAUUUAUAUCGUAAAGCCGCAUUAUUUUACUUUGGUAGUAAUAAAUCAUAUGAGUAAAUAAUGUUACAAUACGAAAUGGGAGAAAUCAAUUAUAAUCGAGAUGGUUUGAUAGGUAUUUCUUUUAAUUAAUUAUAUUAUAGAAAACUAUCUUAAACCUAUGGUUGAUUUAUUAGAUAAAGAUUUAAAAUAAGUAGUAUUCAAAAAAAUAUUAGAACUUCUUAUGUUAUCUAUCACAAAUUAAGGAAUAAUAAAGGCAUUUCUAGACUAAUAUAAAGCAGAUUUAGAGGUAGAUUCUGUUAUACCUACUUUAAAAGUUCAUGGUUUAACAUAUUUAGAAACUUAUUUUAUUGAAUUAAAAUAAGAUCAUAAAACUGUUGUUUAAAAUCUUUUAAUUUAAGAGGAUUAUAAAUCAGUUUAAGAAAAACUUUCAUCUUUAAAUGAUAAUGAUUUAUUAAUCAAUCUAGUUUAUAAAUACUCAUAUGUUAUUAUGAAAUAUAACACAUAAUAAACAUUAGAUUUAUUUAAAAAAAUUGAUAAUUUGGAUGCUCAAAAAAUGCUUUCAAUUUUAUUAGAUGUUCCACUUAAAAGUAAAGAUUUGGCAGUUUAAUUUAUGUAAUAUUGUAUAUUUGUAAAAACUCGAAAAAUAACAGACAUAAAUUUUAAUAAUCUAUAUUUAUAAUACUUGGCAGAUUUAGGAAAGGUUGAGUAAAUUAUGUAUUAUAUUAAUGAACAAAUUAAUCAAAGUGAAAAAGGACACAAAAUUAAAUUUGAUUUAAAUUAUGCUUCUUAAUUAUUUGUGAAGACUAAUUUAUUAUAACCCUAUGUUUAUAUAUUAUAAAUGUUAGGUGAUUAUGAAAAUGCCAUUAAAAAAGCUAUAGAAAUAGAUCUUAUUGAUGAUGCUAAAAAUAUUGCUUUAAAAUGUGAAGAUAAUAAUAAACAAAGAUAACUUUGGAUUCUAUAAAUUAAAUUAAUGUUGGAAAAAGGUGGUAAAUAUGUUAAAUAAAUUGUUCAAUUAACAAGAGAAAUUCCUUUAAUUAAAGCAUAAGAUAUUCUUCCUUAUUUAACAUAAAAUAUUAAGUUAGAUGAUUUCAAAGAUGAAAUUUGUGAAACUUUAGAAGAAUAUCAUGAUUAAGUGGAAUAACAAUAAAAUGAACUUGAAGGAUACAUAAAAUCAAAUGAAAAUUUGAAAAAACUAUUACUACAAACAAGUAAUAGGUAUAUCUUUGUAUCUUAAAAAACAAAAUGUGAAAACUGCUUUAGAAAACUGUUUUAAGAAGACUAUAUCAUUUUUGAGUGUUUACAUGGUUUUCAUAGGGAGUGCAUACUUUAAUAUAUAAAAAGUAAUCCAACUAUUUUGGAAUCAAAAACCUAUUAAAGUUUACUUUAUCUAGAAAAGUAAUUAAAUGAUAUUGAAAAACAAUAAAUUCUAACAAAUUAAAGUAAACCUGAAGAAUCAAUAUUUGGAUUCUUUAUUGCUACCAAUUAAGUAACAUUGAAUAAUCAAAGAAAUGCAAGAAAUGAAUAAUAAAAGAAAUAUUAAUCCGAACUUAAUGAUAUUUUAUCUAAAGAUUGUCCUGUAUGUGGUAAUUUUAUAUUUGAACAAAUUCUUUUGCCAUUAGACAAUGAUGAAUAUGUCGAAGAGUCUUGGUUUAUUUGA
This is a messenger RNA of Paramecium sonneborni, 3241 nucleotides long. The record is from the annotation of a GenBank genome assembly. NCBI's taxonomy places the organism in Eukaryota, Ciliophora, Oligohymenophorea, Peniculida, Parameciidae.